Messenger RNA from Archocentrus centrarchus (flier cichlid), 808 nucleotides. It is a transcript of the gene btf3l4, whose product is annotated as basic transcription factor 3-like 4. The transcript has 6 exons. The record is from RefSeq and is a predicted model, not a curated record. NCBI's taxonomy places the organism in Eukaryota, Metazoa, Chordata, Actinopteri, Cichliformes, Cichlidae. Bases 45 to 626 code for a protein of 193 amino acids.
AGCGCCGCAUGACUGUGGAUACAGGAGCAGGUUUGUUCUCGUAGAUGUUGGCUUGUGUGAGCUGGGUGCGGUGUUUGCAGGAGUGUGGUUGUUGGCUUGCGGGCGCAGCGCGACUGCCGGCACGGGCGGAGCAGCGACACGUUGAGAACAUGAACCAGGAAAAACUGGCAAAACUUCAAGCCCAGGUGCGGAUAGGAGGAAAGGGCACUGCACGCAGGAAGAAGAAGGUGGUUCACAGAACUGCAACAGCGGAUGACAAAAAGCUUCAGAGUUCACUAAAGAAGUUUGCUGUCAACAAUAUUGCUGGAAUUGAGGAGGUGAACAUGAUCAAGGAUGACGGGACGGUGAUUCAUUUUAACAACCCCAAAGUUCAGGCCUCUCUAUCCGCCAACACCUUUGCGAUCACGGGCCACGCUGAGAGCAAACAGCUGACAGAGAUGCUGCCCGGUAUCCUCAGCCAGCUGGGAGCAGACAGCCUCAGCAGCCUGCGCAAGCUUGCAGAACAGUUCCCUCGGCAAGCUCUCGAUAGCAAGGCUCCAAAGGCAGAGGACAUUGAGGAAGAGGAUGAUGAUGUGCCAGAUCUCGUGGAGAACUUCGAUGAAGCGUCAAAGAACGAGGCAAACUGACACACAAGGUUCAUGUGCGACUGGACUGAAGUGAAGCCAAAAGCCUCCCUCUGUGUUUUUGAGUCCAGCUAUACGGACAUAUCAGUCACUAGUUCCAAAAAUCCCAGAGACUUUUAUAUGAUUCGAUGACCUACAGAUGUCCGAGUCACACUGGCUUGUAUAAUAAAAAAAAACAUAAAACA